CUGCUCCGUCCUCGUCUCCGCCGGCUGGGAGGCUGCGCGUGAGGAAGGGUCGGCGGCUGAGGCAGAGGCGGAGGCGCUUUCGGAGGCCGAGGCCCGCCGACCAUGGCCUCCCCGGGAGAGGAAGUGACGAGCGAUGAGAGUGGAGAGGAGAGCAACACUAUGAACUUAAUGGAGUUCUCGGAUGAGAUCCUUUUGCACAUCCUGAGGUACACCCCAGUUUCAGACCUUGUCCUGAAUGUCCGAAGAGUCUGCCGGAAGCUUUCUGUUCUUAGCCUCGACAAAAGCCUUACCCACGCUGUGACUCUGCAUAAGGACUAUCAGGUGGACAAGGACCAGGUGAAGCAGCUCAUGCGGGAGAUUGGCAAGGAGAUUCAGGAGCUGAACAUGAGCGGCUGCUAUUGGCUGCCCGGCUCCACCAUCGACCAGGUGACCCGCUGCAGGAACCUGGUGAAGCUGAACCUGUCCGGCUGCAACCUCACCUCCCUCCGCCUCUCCAAGAUGCUGUCUGCCCUGCAGCACCUGCGCUCCCUGGCCAUCGACGUGAACCCGGGCUUUGACGCCUCCCACUUGAGCAGCGAGUGCAAAGCCACGCUGAGUCGCGUGCUGGAGCUCAAGCAGACCCUGUACACGCCCUCCUACGGGGUGGUUCCUUGCUGCACCAGUCUCGAGAAGCUGCUCCUGUACUUUGAGAUCCUGGACCGGUCGCGGGAGGGCUUGAUUAUCUCUGGGCAGCUCAUGGUGGGCGAGAGCAAUGUGCCUCACUACCAGAACCUUCGGGUCUUCUACGCUAGGCUGGCGCCCGGGCCAGUCAACCAGGAGGUGGUGAGGCUGUACUUGGCGGUGCUGAGCGACCGCACACCCGAGAAACUCCACGCCUUCCUCAUUUCUGCCCCUGGCGGCUUCCCCCAGAGCUGCGCUGUGAAAAACCUCUUGGACUCCAUGGCCCGGAACGUGACGCUGGAUGCCUUGCAGCUGCCCGGGUCUUGGAUGAAUGGCUCCAGCCUCCUCCAGCACUUGAAGUUCAGCAACCCUGUCUACUUCAGCUUCAGCCGCUGCAGCUUGUCCGGCAGCCAGCUGGUCCAGAGGGUCCUCAACGGCGGCAAAGACCUCCGCAGCUUAGUCAGCCUGAACCUGAGCGGCUGCGUCCACUGCCUGUCUCCCGACUCCACGCUGCGGAAAGCGGAAGACGAAAUUGACAGCAGCAUCGCCGAGACCCUCGUCGCCUCCUGCUGCCACCUGAGGCACCUGAACUUGUCGUGCGCCCACCACCACAGCUCCGAAGACUUGGGCAGGCACCUGUGCCAGCUCCUCGCUCACCUGAAGUGCCUCCUCUCGCUGGCCUUGCCCGUCUGCUCCAUCGCCGACGUGAGCCCGGUGCCCGCCGACAAGCCGUCCGUGCAGCCGGCGACCAACGCCACCUCCCCGAGUUUUGGGAAGAAAGUCCGGAUCGGGGUGCAGACGUAUCCGCGGAACUGCUUGGAGCAGGGGAAUUCCAGACCCCAGCCCUCCGUGUUUUGGACCCUGCUAGAAAGCCUUCCCUUUCUGCAGCAGCUGGAGCUGAUUGGGUCCAGCUUUUCCUCCGCCAUGCCGCGGAACGAGCCGGCCAUUCGGAACUCGCUGCCUCCCUGCGGCCGGGCCCAGCAUGUGGGGGAUGCCGAAGUGGCCGCCAUUGGCCAGCUGGCCUUCCUGCAGAGCCUCACGCUGGCCCAGCUGCCCAAUAUCCUCACAGGCUCCGGGCUCGUUCACAUUGGGGCCCAGUGCCAGCACCUGCGGACUCUUUCCCUGGCCAACCUGGGCAUGAUGGGCAAAGUGAUGUACAUGCCAGCCCUCGUGGACACGUUGAAGCACUGCAGGUGUUUGCGAGAUCUCAGGCUUGAGCAGCCCUACUUCAACGCCAACGCCCAGUUCUUCCAGGCCCUGAGCCACUGCUCGUCCCUCCAGCGCCUCUGCAUCAUCUCCCGGAGCGGAUCUCUGCAGCCGGACGCUGUGAUGGCCUUCAUGACCGCUUGCCUCGAGGUCAUCAUGUGCCACAUGUUUACCGGGGAGUCUCUCACAGUUUGCAAAACCUUGCAGCAGUCCUUGAUAAAGAGCUUUCAGGCCAGCCGACCCGCCUUGAACGUUGUCAUUUUCCCUCUCCUGCACGAGGACUUGACGGAGGUCAUCCGGGACGUUCCCAUGAUGCACUUGGACGAAAUCACCUUGUUCAAAAGCCGGGUGGCUGAGGAGCCGCCCAACCUGUGGGGGUGAUGGCGGCGCCGGCGCAGCGGAGUGAGAGGCUCGGCAUGAGCGCAAAACAGCUGCUGCUGCUGCUUCUCCUUGGCCAGGCAAUCCGGCCCUUGAGCCUCGCGGGGCCACCCUAUUCCAGUGUUCUGCAACUCAGAUGCCGCUUCGAGGGCAAGCUUGCCAGGGUGCCAGGCAGGCCUUGCGUAUCCCGUUUGGGCAAAAUUUGCCCCCGAAGAAAAAUCUUAAUAUUUAUUGGUUUUAAUUAACAGCCCGCCCCACCCCUGAGGGACUCAGGGUGGGCCACAAUGAGCUGGUGAUUCCUUGCUAUUUAAUACAUGAAUUCUCAUGCAGCUUUAAAUGUAGUUAAAGGGGAGAGGAAUUUAACUUGAAAGAAUGUGCUCCCUUUUCUUCCUCCUCCCGUUACUUAUUCUCGGAGACGGUUGGCUCUUGUGUUUUUUUUUUUGGGGGGGGUCUUCUUCACUCGAAUGUCUUAAGGGACUUUGUAGGUUGACGCAGAGAGUGGACGUGCCUGAGCUUUUAUUUAUUGGGGGGGGUGAUUUUGGUGUGCAUAUGUCCUACAGCUGAUCCUGCCCUCUUAUCUUGAGGGGGGGGGAUAGUUUGUGCCGCUAGGACCUGCUGUGCUGGAUACAAUUCCAGUUUCCAGCUUUUUAGCCAGAGACACCUGGGAUGUUUCUACGCUUGCCUGCUGGGGUGCGGCCAGUUGCCAGGCCAGAGCGUCCUCCAAGUUUCGUAUGCAUCUAAAUAAAAAUAUCCCAGGAAGCUGUUGAGUCACGCAAAAUUUACAGGAUUUCCGUGUCUUCUGGUAGAAGCUCCCUGCUUCCCCCCUCUAGCUCACUGUUCUGUCUCAAGCAUGGCUGCCACGUGGCAGGAAGUUCUCUUGCACAAGCCCCAAUGAAAUGAACGGGUGCUGUGCAGGAACACUCCCAGGUCACUGCACAGGUCACCCUCAUUGAGCUGGGAGCUGCUCUGAAAUGCCCACAGUGCAAAGACUUGUGUCGUUCAGCUUUUACAACCUUGUAGCCGUUUACGGCGCUAAAGAAAAGCAAGCACACCUUGUAAGCAGUGGCUGGCAUUGAGCUCCAAUCCCAAAUUGCCGUUGUGAGCAUAAACACACACACACACACACACACACACACACACACCUCUCUUUACAGCUCCCCAAAUAACCAACCCUUCCUAACAGCUUUUUUGAAAGCAGGCUUUGCCUUUAUCAGGCUAGUUCUGCUGGAGGUGCUAACUUGGACUGACACAAUUUUAUCGAAACCGUGCCAAAAUGCUCCUUUGCCAAGGCCCUCUUCGGGGGCUGUGUGGGCAUUCAACUGUUUUGCCAUGGGGGGGGGUAACCUGGCCCUGGUCCUUCCCUCCAUCGUACCGCAGGGCCCUUCCCACUCCCAUUUUUGCAUUCUCCUAAAACACGAGUGGGGAGCCCGGUGCCCCCUCCAGACGUUGCUGGGACCCCCAGCUCCCCGAGAGCCAGCUUGGUCGCAUUGGUCAGGGGGGCGAUGGGAGCUGCAAGGCCAGAAACAUCUUGGAGGGGGGGCGCAGAGGGUUCCCCACUCCUUUAUUAAAAGGCCCUUCGCUUUCCACGUAGGGGGACGACAGCAGCAACGCUGCAGCUUCUCAUGGGUGCAGAUUUAGGUGUUCUGGAAGCAACGCUGCAUUGUUUGCAAUGGGGGGCAUGGAAGGAGGGGGUAGAAGAAGCCCCCGUCUCCCUCAGUUGCUGUUUCUCAGCUUCUGCUGCUCUUCGCUUGAAGUCGUGGGCCAGCUUGAGUAUCCGUAGCAAUGUGUCUGUUCCAAUGUGAUGCUGGUAUCUGUGUUAAUUGGAUCAACAGUGGAUUUACCUGUCAAAUAUGGCAUAUAAACACUUCUGUACUCACCUUU
Podarcis muralis (Common wall lizard) is the source of this 4125-nucleotide messenger RNA. RefSeq names its product F-box and leucine rich repeat protein 18 (gene FBXL18). Gene Ontology annotation, biological process: SCF-dependent proteasomal ubiquitin-dependent protein catabolic process. Gene Ontology annotation, cellular component: SCF ubiquitin ligase complex. The record is from RefSeq and is a predicted model, not a curated record. Gene Ontology annotation, molecular function: protein binding. Lineage: Eukaryota; Metazoa; Chordata; Lepidosauria; Squamata; Lacertidae.